AUGUCAAACUUGUUGAGGGUGUUGGAGAGGCAACAGAAACAAAGGGAAGAAACAAGGCGUAGACGUGCUCAAGAAGAUCGGGAAGCCGAUGAAGAAGAGGAACUACUGCUUGCAACAGCGGUGUGUAUGAUGGAUCAAUCAAGGCAACACCGUCGUCCUCGUGCCCCGAAUGUGGACAGACGUAGGGAGUCUCGGGGUAAGAAUCUCAUGGAGGAUUAUUUUAUCCCAAAUCCGUUAUAUCCUGCUUCUAAGUUUCGAGAAAGAUAUAGAAUGCAACCACAUUUGUUCCAAAAAAUCAUGCAUGAUAUUUGUAAUUACGACACAUACUUCAUUCAAAAGCAUGAUGCUGUUGGAGCUUUAGGUCUUAUCCCGGAGCAAAAACUGACAGCUGCUUUGCGGAUGCUUGCUUAUGGGGCAUCUGCAGAGCAGGUGGAUGAGAUUGCAAGGAUGGGAAAAUCUACUGUCCUAGAGUGCUUGGUGAGAUUCUGUGAUGCAGUGGAAAAUUUGUACACGGGGGAGUACCUUCGCAAACCAGCGCCAAGAGACCUGCAACGGCUUCUACAAAAAGGCGAGGCUUGA
Messenger RNA from Prunus armeniaca (apricot), 579 nucleotides. The record is from the annotation of a GenBank genome assembly. NCBI's taxonomy places the organism in Eukaryota, Viridiplantae, Streptophyta, Magnoliopsida, Rosales, Rosaceae.